AUGGGGGAGGUGGAGCCGGGACCCGCGGGCCCGCUUGAGCCCCCGGAGCCGCCUGAAGCGCCCGCGAGCCGUCGGCCGGGCGGGAUUCGGGUCCUGAAGAGAAAUAUGAAGCGCAAUGGGAGCAGAAAUUGCUUGAAUAGGAGAAGUAGGUUUGGUUCACGGGAGAGAGACUGGCUGAGAGAAGAUGUGAAGAGAGGCUGUGUUUACCUGUAUGGAGCGGACACGACCACUGCCACGACCACCUCCGCUUCCUCUGCCGCCGCCGCCUCCUCCGACCUACAUCUUGUCCUUUGCACAGUAGAGACACCGGCAUCAGAAAUUUGUGCUGGAGAGGGAAGGGAAAGUCUUUAUUUGCAGCUUCAUGGAGACCUGGUCAGGAGACUGGAACCUACUGAACGACCUCUUCAGAUUGUUUAUGAUUACUUAUCCAGACUGGGGUUUGACGACCCUGCACGAAUACAAGAGGAGGCAGCAAAUCCUGACCUUGGCUGUAUGCUCCGAUUUUAUGGUGAAAAACCAUGCCAGAUGGAUCAUCUGGAUCGAAUCCUUCUGUCUGGCAUCUAUAAUGUACGCAAGGGAAAGACCCAGCUGCAUAAGUGGGCCGAACGCCUGGUUGUUCUCUGUGGCACCUGCCUCAUUGUGUCCUCAGUGAAGGAUUGUCAGACUGGGAAAAUGCACAUAUUGCCUCUGGUUGGGGGAAAGGUAGAAGAAGUGAAGCGACGUCAGUACUCUCUCGCAUUCAGCUCAGCUGGAGCCCAAGCGCAGACCUAUCUUGUCAGCUUUGAGACUUUGGCUGAGUACCAGAGGUGGCAGCGGCAAGCUUCCAAGGUGGUGUCCCAGCGCAUCAGUACCGUCGACCUCUCGUGUCACAGCCUUGAGGAGGUUCCUGAGCAUCUCUUCUACAGUCAAGAUAUCACCUACCUCAACUUGCGACACAACUUCAUGCAGUUAGAAAGACCAGGGGGCCUUGACACUUUCUACAAAUUUUCUCAGCUGAAGGGCCUGAACUUGUCCCAUAAUAAGCUUGGGUCAUUUCCUGUAUUGUUAUGUGAAAUUCCUACCCUCACUGAGCUCAACCUUUCCUGUAAUGGAUUCCAUGACCUGCCGAGUCAGAUUGGCAGUCUGCUGAAUCUUCAGACCCUCUGUCUUGAUGGUAACUUCCUGACCACUUUACCUGAAGAACUGGGAAAUCUGCAACAGCUUUCCUCCCUGGGAAUUUCCUUCAACAACUUUAGUCAAAUUCCCGAGGUUUAUGAGAAACUCACUAUGUUAGAUAAAGUGUUUAUGGCCGGAAACCAAGUGGAAGUGCUAAACCUGGGGGUGCUGAACCGGAUGAGCCAUGUCAAACAUGUGGAUUUGAGGAUGAACCAUCUAAAAACCAUGAUUAUUGAGAAUCUGGAGGGAAAUAAAUACAUCACCCACAUGGAUUUGCGGGACAAUCAGCUGACUGACUUAGAUCUUAGCUCCUUGUGCAACUUGGAGCAGCUGCAUUGUGAGCGGAACCAGCUGAGGGAGCUGACGCUCAGUGGCUUCUCCCUUCGAACUCUCUACGCCAGUUCGAACAGACUGACAGCAGUGAGUGUCUAUCCAGUACCCAGUCUGCUCACGUCUCUCGAACUCUCCCGAAACCUGCUAGAGUGUGUCCCUGACUGGGCCUGUGAAGCAAAGAAGAUAGAAAUAUUAGAUGUGAGCUAUAAUCUCCUGACAGAGGUUCCCAUGAGAAUCCUUAGUAGCUUGAGUCUUAGGAAACUAAUGGUGGGACACAAUCACGUGCAGAGCCUUCCCAUGCUGGUGGAGCACAUCCCUCUGGAGGUGUUGGAUGUCCAGCAUAACCUGCUCACCAGGCUGCCAGAUACUUUCUUCUCUAAGGCCUUAAAUCUCAGAUACUUGAAUGCAUCCGCAAAUAGUCUGGAGUCUCUGCCAUCUGCCUGUGCUGGGGAGGAGAGUCUGAGUGCGCUACAGCUGCUCUACCUGACCGACAACCUCCUGACAGACCAGUGUGUGCCCGUCCUGGUGGGGCAUCCGCGCCUGCGCAUCCUGCAUCUUGCAAACAACCAGCUACAGAUGUUUCCUGCAAGCAAACUAAAUAAAUUGGAGCAGUUGGAGGAACUGAACCUAAGUGGUAACAAGCUUAAAACCAUCCCCACGACCAUUGCGAACUGCAAAAGGCUGCACACUCUGGUGGCCCACUCCAACCACAUCAGUAUUUUUCCGGAAAUACUGCAGUUGCCUCAGAUCCAGUUUGUAGACCUAAGUUGCAAUGACUUGACCGAAAUCCUGAUUCCAGAGGCUCUCCCUGCUACUUUACAAGACCUGGACCUGACUGGAAAUACAAAUCUGGUUCUGGAACACAAGACACUGGACACAUUUAGCCAUAUCACCACCCUGAAAAUUGAUCAGAAACCUUUGCCAACAACUGAUUCUACAGUUACAUCAACCUUCUGGAGCCAUGGACUGGCUGAGAUGGCAGGGCAGAGAAACAAGUUAUGUGUAUCUGCUCUAGCUGUGGAUAACUUUGCAGAGGGGGUGGGAGCUGUGUAUGGCAUGUUUGAUGGUGACCGGAACGAGGAGCUCCCUCGCCUCCUCCAGUGUACCAUGGCGGACGUGCUUUUGGAAGAGGUGCAGCAGUCAACAAAUGACACAGUUUUCAUGGCUAACACCUUCUUGGUAUCUCACAGGAAAUUAGGAAUGGCUGGCCAGAAACUAGGCUCUUCGGCUCUCCUUUGUUAUAUCCGUCCUGACACUGCCGAUCCAACGAGUAGCUUUAGCUUGACUGUGGCUAAUGUUGGCACAUGCCAAGCAGUCCUGUGUCGAGGUGGGAAGCCAGUGCCACUCUCUAAAGUCUUCAGCCUGGAACAGGACCCCGAGGAGGCUCAGAGGGUGAAGGACCAAAAAGCCAUCAUAACAGAGGACAACAAAGUGAAUGGGGUGACUUGCUGUACCCGGCUGCUGGGCUGUACAUACCUCUACCCUUGGAUCCUCCCCAAGCCCCACAUAUCUUCCACUCCACUCACCAUUCAGGAUGAGCUGCUGAUUCUGGGAAACAAAGCAUUGUGGGAACACUUGUCAUAUACAGAAGCGGUCAAUGCAGUACGUCAUGUGCAAGACCCAUUAGCAGCUGCCAAGAAGCUGUGCACAUUAGCCCAGAGCUAUGGUUGUCAGGACAAUGUGGGGGCGAUGGUGGUUUAUUUGAACAUUGGUGAGGAAGGCUGUACUUGUGAAAUGAAUGGGCUUACGCUGCCAGGUCCUAUGGGAUUUGCUUCAACCGCCAUCAUCAAGGACCCACCCAAGCCGACCACUCCUUCCUCCAGCAGUGGUAUUGCCUCUGAGUUCAGUAGCGAGAUGUCCACUUCAGAGGUGAGCAGUGAGGUGGGGUCCACUGCUUCUGAUGAACAUAACACUGUUGGCCUGGAUGCUGGCUUACUUCCAAGGCCAGAGAGGCGCUGCAGUCUCCACCCAGCACCCACCUCGGGGGUGUUCCAGCGCCAGCCCUCUUGUGCGACUUUCUCAAGUAACCAGUCUGACAAUGGCCUGGACAGUGAUGAUGACCAGCCAGUAGAAGGGGUCAUAACAAACGGCAGCAAGGUGGAAGUAGAAGUAGAUAUCCACUGCUGUCGGGGGAGGGAUCUUGAGAACUCACCCACCCUUCCAGAGAAUUCUCCUGCCCCAUGCCCUGAGGACCGUGCUAGAGGAUCAUUAUUUGGGAUCCGAAGACAGAACAGUGUGAACAGUGGCAUCCUCCUGCCAGUGAGCAAAGACCGGACGGAGUUACAGAAGUCUCCCUCCACUUCCUGUCUCUAUGGAAAGAAGCUCUCCAAUGGCUCUAUCGUACCCCUGGAAGACAGCCUGAACCUCAUCGAGGUGGCCACCGAAGCACCCAAGAAGAAGACCGGCUAUUUUGCUGCCCCAACUCAGCUGGAGCCAGAGGACCAGUUUGUCAUACCUCAUGACCUAGAAGAAGAAGUGAAGGAGCAAAUGAAACACCAUCAGGAAAGCAGGCACGAGCCUGAGCCCAGUGAAGAGGAUCGGACCGAGCUCUCGGAGGAGUUUGACACGGCGCUGUAG
This is a messenger RNA of Rangifer tarandus platyrhynchus (Svalbard reindeer), 4065 nucleotides long. The record is from the annotation of a GenBank genome assembly. Lineage: Eukaryota; Metazoa; Chordata; Mammalia; Artiodactyla; Cervidae.